AAUAAAAAAAUAUAAAAAAAAAAAUGAUAAAAACAAAGACAAUCGAAACCCUAAGAGAUUUGGGACUGGGUCUUUAACGGCCAGUUACGUCACUGACACAGCUGUCUAAGUCGAGUUUAUACUUCCCUACUCGAAACCCCGUAGAGACGACGUGUACUCGAUUGGUCCGCCUCUGUCCUACAGAAAAUUUUCAUCCAAUCAGUAUUGUCUAAUUAUAAAUUUAAUUAGUUUUCCUUUUUUUAAUUAAUCUACCAACAAUAUAUAAGCGAAAUAAUAAAAUUCGAUUGAAAGUAUUUCGAGAUAAAUCGAUGGAAAUCUAAUGGUACAUCGAUACGAUCGAUCGAUGCCUCCUGAUUCGAACCUAAACUAUUAUGGUCAAGUUUUAUUCAACGAUCCUACUUUCUCUUGUAGGAUUAAAUCAAAUUCUUUCUUACUCUUUUCUGUUAUCCUAAGAAAUAUUUUCUAUUUAAAUAUUAAGUUUUAUAUAAUUGGAAUGUCACGUAGAGAAGUGAAUAUAAAAAGCAAACAGGUGUAUAGAAAAUUAACGUAAAUAUUUACGUUUAGAUGCAUCCUACAUUUUUUGUCUCCUAACUUGCAUAGCAUAUAUAUCUUUUUAAUGUAUUUUAUUUUCCAAAAAUGUAAGAAAUCAAAGCUUAAAUAUUGUUCAAUUAUUCAUUAUCAGGGAGAUUAUUCGAUAAAAGAAGACAAUAGUAAUCAGUAAGUCAGUAAUCGUGUAAAGAAGAAUAAGAAUAUAGAUGAUAAAAAAAGGUAAAGAAAUAGGAUCGAUUUAUUGUUCAUCUUUCCGAUACCGGUCUCGGAUUUCGACGCAAGGUUCGACGCAUCGCUGCGGAGGGUAGGAAGAAGUCGCGGUCGCGCCAAUCCCGCUUUUACGACCACGUUUAUAUACGAGGAACGUUUUUACUUGGGUAGUCUCGUUGGUGAGCUUCAUGCGCGCUUGGUGUUGGUACGAUUGCAUUGGUGAUUGUACACUAUAGUCUUGCUUACGAUAGAGGUUAGGAAUAUAACGAUAUCGUAUACAGCCGAAUGAAGCCGAGUUGAAGCUUCGUAGUUUCCCGAUUCCACCGAUAGAGCGUACGGUAAGAAAAGUAGGGGAAAUCCUGUGACCAAUGGUUCAGUCCGAGCAACGUUGCCAGGGAAACAAGUUAAUGAUUCGACCCGCCACCGAGGAAUUGGCUCGAGAGCCAACUAUCUUCUGCGCAUGCGUUACCCCCUGGAAGCAAUGCGCUAUAUCUCCUCGUAUUCAUGAAUAUAACUCUUCUUUGUAGUAGUAGAAAUAAUAGUAGUAGUGUAGUAGUGUAGUACUACAUUUGUAUCAGUAAAUACAUAUACUCCUUUUCAUAUGUUGUGUACUCAUGAAUGUACAUCACACAUAGAAAAAUCUCGUCCUUGCUUGUAUGCAUGUUCCCUCUCCUCGAUAUUAUGUGUUAGUGCGCCAACUCCAUUACCAACACAUAGAAGAUAGACUAUAUCUCCCAAAUAUCAAGUUACCCUAUGUGUUAGUAAAGUAAAACGAAUCCCUACAGGAUCACGUUCCUUUCGCCUGCAUACCAAUACGCUCUGUCCCAGCGACGAUUGGUGAUCUCCCUCUCGCUCUGUUCCAUCUAUUCUUGUCUCUCUUUCUCUCAUAAAUACAUUUUCCUUUCUCGUCGGGCAUCUUUUCAAGCCUUAUAAAUGCAUCCUUUUCUAUUCAUUCAUCUGUUUUCCUUUUCUUUUCUUAUACAAUGUCUCUCUUAUACUUUCUCUUUUGCUCUUUCUCUUUCCCCAAGUAUAAUCUACCAUCACGUGUCCCCGACACAAAACACGCUGCUAUGCUAUUAAAUAAUCUCAAUCAGUUGUAUGUAUAGAAGUAUAUCGUGUAAGAAUACAUAGAAGCAUUCACACACAUUCUCAUACGGCAUAUGAAAGGAGAAAAUGAAAGAGAUAGAGAGAGAAAGAGAAAGAUAUACACAUAUUACACGAAGCAAAAUAUAUAUAUAUAUAGCAAAGUACGAGGCGUUACGACGAUUGGCUCCCUUCCCACUUCGUCCACCACUCGAUCGACCUCUCUCCUUCGUGCAUGCUCGCUGUCCAUCCAUCUCUCUCGGUUUUCCUCCAUUACCCCCUCUUUUCUCUCUCUCUCUCUCUCUCUCUCUGUCCCUUUCUUUGUCUCUGUUCGUAACAUUUCCUCCCUCGGCUCUGGUACUGACCUUAUUUUCCCCACCGCUCGGAGAUCGUAACACUGACGCGGCGUAUCGCUUGAGACCCUAUGCGCUUCUGCGUGUCGAGGGGUGGGGGAGGAGGUGGAGAUGUAGAUUAUAAUAUCCGAUGUCCGUCGAUCAGGCCGCGAAUUAACGACUAGAAAAUGGAAGCAACUCGUCGAGAACGACGAUGAGGAGCUGGAGGAGAAGAGGGAGAAGGAAAAGAAAAAGGAGGAGGAGGUAGACGAGCAGGAAGAGAAGAGGUGGUGGUGAACUGCGUAGAGGGGGACGAGGAGGAGGACACAUAAUUGAGAGACUGAGCAGCUGCCGUUGCUGUUGAUGAUGAUGUUCUUUUACACUCUCUUUUAGAAAAUGCAAACGCAAAGAAUAUUGCGAAAGUGCAUCUUGGCGUGCACGUUGAACGUUAAUCAAGGAGGAUAUGGGUGUCGAAGUUAUUAUGCGAAAAAAACAAAGCCAGAAUUAACAUCGGUAAGAUAUAAGACACAGCGUGGUCCAUAUUCCAUGAUCACGGAUGAACAUGUUAAUUUUUUUGAAAGAUUACUCGAUCACAAUCGCGUUAUCACCGAUCCCGACGAAUGCGAUGGUUACAAUAUCGAUUUCGCAAAUACUGUUCGAGGCAAAAGUAGACUUGUACUAAAGCCAAAGAAAACUGAGGAAGUCUCGGCAAUAUUACGAUAUUGUAAUGAAAAUCGUUUAGCUGUUUGUCCACAAAGUGGUAAUACCGGUUUAGUGGGUGGUAGUACACCGGUGUUCGAUGAAAUCGUAUUAUCAAUGAAACUUAUGAAUAAAAUCAUCGAAACUAAUGAAAUGGCAGGUGUUCUUACUUGCGAGGCUGGCUGCGUUCUCGAGGAUUUGGAUAAUCAUUUAUCUACUUUUGGUCUCAUGAUGCCUUUGGAUUUAGGUGCAAAAGGAAGUUGUUUGAUUGGAGGCAACGUUUCGACAAAUGCUGGCGGACUUAGACUACUUCGUUAUGGUAAUUUACAUGGAAAUAUUCUUGGACUUGAAGCCGUAAAAGCUAAUGGCGACGUCGUGGAUUGUUUGAAUGGUUUAAAGAAAAAUAACACUGGUUAUCAUUUGAAGCAUUUAUUUAUCGGUUCGGAAGGAACUUUAGGUGUUGUAACGAAAGUUGCCCUGCAAUGUCCGCCCUUACCCAAAGCCAUAAAUGUCGCAUUACUUGGUUUGAACAGUUUUGACAACGUAUUGAAAAUUUAUCAUUUGGCUAAAAAAGAAUUGGCCGAAAUUUUAUCCUCUUGCGAAAUGAUGGACAAAUUGUCGAUCGAUGUUUCGACCAAACUUUUGGGUCUUCAGAAUCCAUUGGUGACGGCUGAUGGUCACAAUCAUGACUUCUACGUAUUGUUGGAGACAUCCGGUAGUCACAUGGCACAUGACGAAGAGAAACUCACUGCGUUUGUUGAAAAACUUCUUAAUGAAAAUAUUGUGCUAGAUGGUACACUCACUUCUGAUAUUACGAAAAUAAAGAAUAUCUGGGCUCUAAGAGAAAGAAUUAGCGAAGGUGUUUUGCGUGAAGGGUAUGUCUUCAAAUACGACGUUUCAUUACCACUUCCAUAUUUUUAUAAAAUUAUUGAAGUUUUAAGAGAACGCUUACGUGAUCCACGCGUUACUAGAAUAAGUGGUUAUGGUCAUAUAGGUGAUGGAAACAUUCAUGUACAAGUGUCAAUACCAACGUACCAGGAAGACAUAGCGUCGCAAUUAGAACCAUUCAUUUUCGAAUAUAUUUCUAGUGUUCGUGGUAGCGUUAGUGCAGAACAUGGUAUAGGUUUUAAAAAAACUAAAUAUCUUCAUAUGAGCAGAACACAAUCGGAAAUUGAAUUGAUGCAACAACUUAAAUCAAUCAUGGAUCCGAGAGGAAUACUUAAUCCGUAUAAAGUUUUACCUGUUGAUUAAGUCACCUAAUUUAUCGUAAAAUAUACGAACUAGGACAGGAGGAAUUUUAUUUCAUAAAAAUAUGGAUACAAUUUGUAAAUUG
Polistes dominula (European paper wasp) is the source of this 4206-nucleotide messenger RNA. It is a transcript of the gene D2hgdh, whose product is annotated as D-2-hydroxyglutaric acid dehydrogenase. Gene Ontology annotation, molecular function: catalytic activity; FAD binding. Gene Ontology annotation, cellular component: mitochondrion. The record is from RefSeq and is a predicted model, not a curated record. Lineage: Eukaryota; Metazoa; Arthropoda; Insecta; Hymenoptera; Vespidae.